Messenger RNA from Physcomitrium patens, 2583 nucleotides. RefSeq names its product F-box protein At1g47056. Gene Ontology annotation, cellular component: SCF ubiquitin ligase complex. Gene Ontology annotation, biological process: SCF-dependent proteasomal ubiquitin-dependent protein catabolic process. Gene Ontology annotation, molecular function: protein binding. NCBI's taxonomy places the organism in Eukaryota, Viridiplantae, Streptophyta, Bryopsida, Funariales, Funariaceae. The record is from RefSeq and is a predicted model, not a curated record.
UUUUCCGCCCAGCGUCCUGGAGAGCCUCCUUCCUUCCAGGCAGGCUUUGGUGCUUGUGCUGGUGCUGCCUUCCUUGCCUUGUGCGAGUCGCGAGCUGGUCUUAAUAAUGUGUAUUAUUGUUCUGCCCCUCUCCCCCCCGGAUCAAUAUUGCGAGGUUGCUCGUCAUCCUCGGAGCAGCAUCAGCAGCAGCGCCCCUGACAACCAGGGGGAAGGAAUGGUGGGCGUCCUCCUCCUUCUCUCCUCGAUGCCAUGGCUGGCGGUACCGCGUGGUGCGCGACAGGCUGGACGAUGUGGCAUUGAAAGCCACGGAUGAUGAUGGUUUGUGUCGUGGAGUUGCUUGAAGCAGACCGAUUACGGAGAGAGCGAGAGAGGGAGAGUGAGAGAAUGAGCGCGAGCGAGAUAGGGAAUGGCUAGUUUGCAGCCCUAGACGUAAUGGUGGCACUGUAAUGCUGGUCGUGCGAACAGGGCGACCAUGGCAAUGCUCACAUAGGUGUGGUGAGGGAGCGGAGGUGUUCUUGUGAAGUAGCAAGAAUGGGCCAGGGAGCCUCGACGGUAACAGCGUGCUCUGGGAACCCUAGUCGCGUGCAGGAGGACGAAGACGACGACGAGAGGGAGGGUCAUCGCAAAGAGCAGGACGAGGAGGAGGAAGAGGUCGAGGACGGAAAUGACUGGACCCUGUACGCGCCAGACGAGUGCGUGGCGUCUGUGUUUCGGAAGCUCCCAACGGCAGAUCGGAAUCGAUGUGCGUUGGUGUGCAAGCGAUGGCACAGGGUGGAGGGGCAAGGGAGGCAGAGGUUGUCGCUGCACGCUGUGGCUGAGUUAGGGUUGGCGCUGCCGGGUCUGCUGGACAGAUUUCCGCACAUUACAAAACUUGCGUUGAAGUGCGACCGGCGGACGGUGAGCAUCGAUGACGAGACUCUGUGUUCGGUGGGACGGGCAUGCCGGCAAUUGCAAAAGGUGAAAUUGAAGGCAUGUAAGGGGCUGUCGGACCGCGGGCUAGAGGAAUUCGCGGAGCUGGUAUCGGGGACGUUGCGAAAGUUUUCAUGCGGGUCGUGUCAAUUCGGACCGCGGGGGAUCAAUGCGGUGCUGUAUCACUGCUCGAAUCUGGAGGACUUGACAGUGAAGCGGCUGCGGGGGUUCGUCAUGCCCAAUCCGAGCACGGCCGAGCACGUUCUGCCGGGCUCCUGCAGCAUCAAGAGGUUGUGUGUGAAGGAUUUGCCCAGCGCGCAGCUGCUGGGACCGCUGAUUGCGGGGUCGAAGAGUUUGCACACUUUGAUUCUGAGUCGGGUGCCUGGGAAUUGGGACCUUCUGCUGGAGAUUAUCACGGAACAUACGACGAGUCCGGUAGAGUUCCACAUGGAAAAGGUGGGCGUGACGGACCGGGGGUUGAAGGCUGUGGCACGGUGGAGCAAUCUACAGGUGCUGUACCUGGUGAAGCCUACAGAGUGCACGAACCAGGGAUUGUCUGCAGUUGCGAGCGGGUGCCCUCUGCUGCGGAAGCUACACGUGGAUGUGAUGAAGAGUAGUCGGGUUGGAGACGAGGGACUGCUGAUGGUGGCGCGGAAGUGCAGGCACCUGCAGGAGCUGGUAAUAAUCGGGGUGAGCGCGACAUCGGCGAGCCUGAGUCUAGUGGCAUCGGAGUGCUCCCGGCUGGAGCGUCUGGCGAUCUGCACGAGCGACACAUUCGGAGACCCGGAACUGUCGUGCAUAGCGGACAAAUGUUUGGCGCUGAAAAAACUAUGUAUUAAGGGGUGUCCUAUCUCGGACCGGGGGAUGGAGGCACUGGUGAGCGGGUGCCCGAGCUUGGUGAAGAUGAAGGUGAAGAAGUGCAGGAAUGUGACGCCAGCGAGCGUGGCUUGCCUUAACUCGAAUCGAGUGUCACUAGUUGUGACACUGGAUGCACCUUCUACAACUUCGAAUGCCGCUCAUAACGGUGUACCACCUGGACCGGUUAAUGUGAUCGUAAAUCCUGGGAAUAAUGUGCGCCCCUCGCAUUCAAGGACACCUUUGGCGAGAGCAAGGCUUGCAAUCAAUCUUGUCGCAUGUCACGUGCUUCGGUGGUCUGCCUCUAAUGGCUCGUAAUGAUGCACAGAAUGGUCCUGAAAACUUUCUUUUGCAGUAUUUGGAAAAGGCUUUAGGAGUUAAAUGUGUACGUGUCACCUCUUUGGCUGUUACACUGGAAAGUAUUGGACGAACAUGGCUGGUCGGUAUCUACGUCCAUUUUAUGUUUUCCGUCAUUUACUGAUUUCUGCUUACAGCUGGGCUGGUUGCAUCAGCGCGCAGGCUUCCCCUACUGGCGUUCCGCAGUCUCCACUCCCCUCAGCAGCUGUCGUCCAUACAUUAAGAAGGGAACAGUAGGAUGGGCUGUGGUGAUCCUCAAGAUCAUUCCAUAACUUUUUUCCUCAAAGUGGGUUUUAUUGACAAUUCUUCAGAGGAAAAGUUUCUGUCAUGUUGAUAAACACGUGAAUGCCUGUCAAACGGUCAGAGAAGGCACUUAGACAAAUUGAUCGCAGUGUCUUUGAAAUAGAUUGUACAUUCAUUUCAUUUUCAGAUGCAGUACCAUUGAUUGGUUAUGUUACAGUA